This is a messenger RNA of Morchella importuna, 501 nucleotides long. RefSeq lists its product as uncharacterized. Lineage: Eukaryota; Fungi; Ascomycota; Pezizomycetes; Pezizales; Morchellaceae. The transcript has 3 exons. Gene Ontology annotation, molecular function: fatty acyl-CoA hydrolase activity. The record is from RefSeq and is a predicted model, not a curated record. Bases 1 to 501 code for a protein of 166 amino acids.
AUGACCAAAGACCACCGCACCGUCGACCUAACCCUCGCCGGUCCCGACCGCGUCCGCGCCUUCCUAACAAACUAUACCCUCCUCAACCCAAGCUACCAAGGCUUCGACCGCGAGAUCCUCAAAUCCCUCGUCCUCGUCUCCGCAACCCCCACCACCGCCGUCUUCGAGCUCACCAUAAAACCCGCCUACACCAACGGCCUCAACAACCUCCACGGCGGGUGCGCAGCGCUCAUCUACGAUAUCUGCACCUCGGCGGCGCUGAUGGUUAUCGCGCGGGAGGGCUUCUGGGAGUUUGUCGGCGUGUCCCGGAACCUAAACGUCACGUACAUCCGCCCCGUGCCGUGCGGCACAAAGGUCACGAUCCUGUCGGAGGUGGUGCAUGCUGGGCAGCGGCUGGCGACGAUUAGGGGCGUUAUGAAGACGGAGGAUGGGAAGGUUGUCAGUACGGCGGAGCAUACAAAGGUGAAUCUUACGAAUGUGCCGGGGAAGAGCCAGUUGUAG